Carya illinoinensis is the source of this 1198-nucleotide messenger RNA. Its product is annotated as putative nuclease HARBI1. Bases 17 to 1150 code for a protein of 377 amino acids. The record is from RefSeq and is a predicted model, not a curated record. Lineage: Eukaryota; Viridiplantae; Streptophyta; Magnoliopsida; Fagales; Juglandaceae. The transcript is spliced from 3 exons.
GGUGACCCUUCUGAACAUGAUGAUGGAGGAGCAGCAAUCCUGUGCCCAACGUCGUAUGCCUAGGCCACAACAUAAUAUUGGCUUGCAUGGAAGGGAGUAUAUAAUCGCAGUCUUAAAUGGACAUCCUGAUAACUGUUACGAGAUGUUUCGAAUGGAGGUGUAUGCAUUCCGGGCCUUAUGCGAUCGGUUACGUAGAGAUGUGGCCUUGCGUGAUUCGACUCGAGAGGUUACUGUUGAGGAAGCCUUAGGAAUGUUUUGCUACACCGUCGGACAUGGUGUGGUUCAACGAAAUUCAGCUAAUCUAUUUCAACAUUCGGUUGAAACUGUGAAUCGACAUGUGUAUGCAAUAAUGCGUGCAUUAUGUCGCCUUGCGCGCCAUGUGAUUAAACCAAGUCAGACGACAGGGGUGAUGCCUUAUAUUGAAGGAAAUCCCAGAUAUUAUCCAUGGUUCGAGAAAUGUCAUGGUGCAAUGGAUAGGGUCAUGAUUGACGCAGCUGUGCCGAGUUCUGUAACUAAUGCGUAUUUAAAUCGGUAUCAGCGACUUGCCCAGAAUGUCUUGUGUGUCUGUGAUUUCAAUAUGAAAUUCACAUUUGUAUACGCCGGGUGGGAGGGUACAGCCCAUGAUGCUCGCGUUUUUAUUGAUGCGUUAAGGCGUCUGGAGAACAAUUUUCCAUGGCCUCAAGACGAUUCUGCAUUCCCUUGCACGGAGGGAUAUAUGCCGCCAUAUCCAAGGGUGAGAUACCACAGAUUUGAACGUCAUGGAAAUCGUACCUUCCAAGGAUAUAAAGAUCUAUUUAAUUAUCUGCAUUCAUCCAUUCGGAUUGUCAUUGAACGAACUUUUGGUGUUUUGAAGAGGCGUUUCCAACUUUUAAAAAACAUGCCUGAAUACCGUCCAACUCGGCAACGUUAUAUUAUUAUCACAUGUUGUGCGAUACAUAACUUCAUUCGGACCAUUACGCCUAAUGAUCAAACAUUUUUGGCAUUUAACAAUCCCGAUGAUUAUCCAAAAAUGAGUAUGGAUCAGGACAAUAAUGAACAAUUUCAUGUUCAUGAUAUGUCGACUGCAUCGGCACAGUCAAUGGCUGCAAGUAGAGAUGCUAUUGCACAGGCUAUGUGGAUGUAUACUAGUGGGCAACAAGGAAACACCUAAUUGCUAGCAUGGUGUUGCAAUCUUUUUUUUAUAAUUUCUGUUGAAAAA